Messenger RNA from Acanthocheilonema viteae, 567 nucleotides. The record is from the annotation of a GenBank genome assembly. Lineage: Eukaryota; Metazoa; Nematoda; Chromadorea; Rhabditida; Onchocercidae.
AUGCAUUGUCUUGCAGAUUUUCGAAAAGGUACUAAUCAAGCAAAUUUGGAAACAGCUCCUGCGAAUACUAUUAAUUCACUCAUAUAUGAAAAACUCUUCUCAAUUGACGAAAAUUUGCUCAACCAAAACAUCUCCAAGGAAUGCGCUGAACAACUUCAUAAAAUUGUGCAGAAUCCACAUAUUAAAGUAAUACCAACACGGUUGUUGUUGCAACAUUUGAAAUCGUGUCAUCCCCUGAAUCAGAAUCCGAGACGAAAACGGAUGAUAAACCAACAGUUAUGCGAGACUGAACGUGUCAUUGUGCAUAUGAAUGAUGAAAAUCAGGAAUUCAUUCCUCCUUUUUAUACAGAAGUAUACUGCAAAGUGCGACGAGAACAGGGAAAGAAGACGGAACAAAUGUGUGCAAAUGGUCAGUUGCGCUGUGUGCAGAUCUUCGGUGAAGUAAAUUUUGUGCGUCGGCAAAAAGGCGAUGUUGGAUUUAAACCUUAUAAGAUUCAUAAUGUACCACGAUCAUGUGAUUGUAUGUGGCAGGCAGAUAUAUUUGGAGAACAUAACUAUGAAGAUUAA